UGGUACAUUUACCCAAUAGAGGGCACACAUGGUAUCACCUGAGUGUACUAUGCAGUGUGGUAGAGCAAUGAAAGCCAUACCAUUGCCAAAGUGACAACAUUGGACUCCAAACAUGACUCCUGACUAUUGGAUGAUCCAGAUAGACCAGCAAUCCCGGGUGCAAACCAGCAAUGUCCACCCUCAAAUGUAAUACAAGUUUUGUCUUAGAUCUGAUUGGUUCUCAAAGAUUAUUCCUCUUUCUACAUUUUCACUGCAUUUUUUUUAUCUCUUAUGAAACGUCUCUUGUAUAAAGCUCAGGAAAUGUGAGGACACUCAUAACUUCUGCUUCUCAGAAAAACAGUCGCAACAUCUGAGUCUCGGCUAACAUGACUGUCGUCCUCGCCAUUGUGUUCCUGUCUUUAAAUGUGGGAAGAUCUGGAGGGGCCAUCAAACCUGUGGUGACCUUCACACCCAACUGGGGGAAUAUAUUAUAUGGUGACGAUGUGACUCUAACAUGUGAUGUGCCGUCUACUGAGGAGCCCCGGACCUAUCACUGGUACAGAAACCAGACACUGAUAGAGGGAGAUCAACAGAGACUUCAGAUCAUUAGAUCUUCAGUGAUUCGGGACAGAGGAGAUUACAAGUGCCAGACCAUCGGUGGUGAUAUCAGUGAUCCCGUCUUCCUAAAUGUUACAUAUGGUCGUGUCAUCCUACAGAGACCCCCAUCUGCCAUCUAUGAAGGAGACCCCCUGACUCUCAGAUGUCAUCAUGGGAUAUUUUCUAAUGGAACAAACACAACAUUCUACAAGGAUGAUCAGGAGAUAAACUCAUCAGAAUCUGACUCCACAUUCCAUAUUCCUAAUAUAAGGAGGAGUCAGUCUGGACUCUACAAAUGUACUAAAAAAAUAUGCAACAAUGAUUGGUCAUCUGUGUUUGAUCAAUCAGAUGUCUCCUUUAUCUCUGUGAAAGAGCUCUUCUCCCCACCGGAAAUAAAUAUAACUGCUUAUUGGGUAAUAGAAGGAGAUGAGAUGACGGUGAGAUGUGACACCAGACUGGAUCCGCUCAGAGGCGGCACAGAGCUGCACUUUGCCUUCUACAGAGAUGGAUGGAAUGUGCGGGGAUACAAUGUAUCUGAUACAUACAGAGAACGCUCAGCUCGGCUGGAGGAUUCUGGGAAUUAUACCUGUGAAGUGAGGACGGUGUCCGACACUGUGAGGAAGAUGAGUGAUGGGAUCUAUAUCCAUAUAUACAGCCGAGAAGUCUAUGUGACAGUCAUUGCUGUGGGCUCAGCUGGGGUUCUUCUGAUCAUGGUCCUUUCUGCUGCCCUUAUCUGGAGAUGUAAACAUAGAAAAGGGUCUUCUGCUUCUUGUCAAGUAACAUCCCAAGAGACGGCUACAAUGGUAACUGAUGCAAACCCAGAUCCACAAGAUGUUUGCUACCUAGAAUUAAGUCACAUGCCUAAAGGAAAUAAAAUCAGAAAUGAUGGGAUGACCGUCACCUAUGCUACUGUGAAGGAUCCAGAUAUCUGAGCGUGUAUAGGAGACCCAAACCGGCUGGAGCAUCUUCACUGUCCAGGAUGUUAAAAAAAGUUCUUAUGUGGUCAUCAUAUCCCGAAAAUAACUUCAAAGCUAUUAUUAAAGUCAACAGUCAAAAUAAUUGGACUUGAUGGAGUGAAGAAAGAUUAGAACCUUUUAGAUGUUCUCUGUGUCUGAGUUGGGGAAAUGUCACUUCCCUAAUGAAGGGGUCUUUUGUGGCCCUGAAAUGUCACUAUUUUGCCGUGAUGGGAUAAAAAAAAGCUUUGGACCCUUUUUGGAGAUCCUUUUGUACUGGUGACAUAUCCUUCAAUCCCAGUUGGGGAAAUUUUCCCUCACUCGCUCUGCUGGCUGACACCCAUCAGGGGACAGAAAGUAAGGAUGAAUCUCCCCUGCUGGCACACAUAUAACAAUGAAAACCGGACAGAGGUUCUAAUCCUACAUUAAAAAAGUUUUGUCCGGAGUUUUUUAUCAGUAAAUGGAGCAUUUAUCUUCAGGGCCGCUAAUAGGGGUGGGCCACCGGUCCUCUUGUAGGGGGCCAGAACACACAGUGGAGCCCACACAGCAGAGCCCACACAGGGAAGGAGAAUAGUGAUGGACGACAAUUGCAGAACUUAUCCUCCAGCAGCUGAAAGCUGGUCUCUCCCCCUCUCCCUGCUGCCAGCUUUUAUAUGCUGAGAAAGAGACAGUCCUCCAUCACUAAUUCCCCUCCCUGUGCUGGCUCUAAUGUUAGCUCCGCUCCUGAGUUUGUUAUCUCUGUAACUUUGUUUUUCUCCCUCUGUCUCUCUGAUCCCGGCACUCCUGCCUCUGUCUCUCUGAUCCUGGAGCUCCUCCCUCU
Molecule: messenger RNA, 2349 nt
Organism: Rana temporaria (common frog)
Lineage: Eukaryota; Metazoa; Chordata; Amphibia; Anura; Ranidae
Product: Fc receptor-like B
Exons: 9
Coding region: 366-1508 (380 amino acids)
Biological process (GO): cell surface receptor signaling pathway
Molecular function (GO): transmembrane signaling receptor activity
Source: RefSeq, a predicted model, not a curated record